AAUCCCACUACUGGAAGUCUUGAAAUCAUCUCUACUAUGGAAGAUGAACCACCAGUCCCGGAAAUACAGUUUUCCUUCAAAAGAUUUUUCUGCAUACCACAAGCAAAAGUGGACUCCACUGCAGAUACAUGUGGAGAUAUCGAACCACCUUCAAUGUGCCAUGUUUUCAUGUCCCUAAAGUACUUUCCAUAUAUCUGUGGUUUAUUCCUCGCAGUAAUCCUAGCAGUUGCCAUUGGCCUGGGUGUACAAUACAACUGCAUUGGGAAGUUUCGCUGCAGAUCGUCCUUUAAGUGUAUCCAGAAAUCAGCCAGGUGCAAUGGUGUCUUCAACUGUAAAGAAGGGGAGGAUGAGUACAGAUGUGUCAGGUUGAGUGGCAAGAAAGCAGUGCUGCAAGUGUUCACUUCUGGAUCCUGGCGAACAGUCUGCUCUGAUGACUGGAAAGCAGAGUAUGGAAAUACUACCUGCAAACACCUGGGUUUCUCAAGUUACGUGAGUUCAGGUUACCUGCCCGUGGCUGCUGUUGAAAAACAGUUUCAAAGACAUUUCGUAUCCCUCAGUGAGUGGUUAUCAGCUGAUCAAGCUACAUCCCUGCACAAUGCAACAAGCCUCAGAGAGGAAUGCACUUCUGGCAAUGUGAUCAUCUUAAAAUGUUUGGCAUGUGGGACACGGGCCAGCUACAGGCCACGGAUCGUGGGGGGCAACGCAUCCUCCCCCCAGCAGUGGCCCUGGCAGGUCAGCCUGCAGUUCCAUGGGCAGCACCUCUGCGGAGGGUCCGUCAUCACCCCGCGCUGGAUCAUCACAGCUGCCCACUGUGUCUAUGACCUGUACUUGCCGAAGUCCUGGAGUGUGCAGGUUGGUUUUGUGACUCAGCAAGAUACCCAGGUUCACCCAUAUUCAGUGGAAAAAAUUAUAUACCAUCGGAAUUAUAAACCCAAGACAAUGAGAAAUGAUAUAGCACUGAUGAAACUGGCAGCACCGCUUGCUCUCAAUGGUCACAUAGAGCCAAUUUGUCUGCCUAAUUUUGGUGAACAGUUCCCAGAAGGGAAAAUGUGCUGGGUAUCAGGAUGGGGAGCAACCGUGGAAGGAGGUGAUACAUCUGACACCAUGAAUUAUGCAGGUGUUCCUCUGAUUUCUAAUGCAAUUUGCAACCACAGGGAUGUCUAUGGAGGGAUCAUAAGUCCUUCAAUGCUUUGUGCCGGUUUCCUGAAGGGAGGGGUAGACACGUGCCAGGGAGAUAGUGGGGGCCCUUUAGCAUGUGAAGACAGGAGUAUCUGGAAGUUGGUGGGGACCACCAGCUUUGGAGUGGGCUGUGCAGAAAAGAACAAGCCGGGUGUCUACAGCCGAACCACCUCUUUCCUGGACUGGAUACAUGAACAGAUGGAGAGAGAAGAGCUGCAGACCUGAGGAGAGCAAUGGUGCUUCUGAACACCCACAGCCUCACAGAAGGACUCACCACACUCUUCUGGACACCUGCUCUGAACUUUGUACAUUCACAGACUACUUUGUACCAUUUCCUUUUGGUACUGGUAGCUGUACAUAAUGAAAACUGCUGCACAUGCAGCCUCUUUUGGAUGGAAGAGGCAGUUGGAUGCUGGAUGAUGGGCAUGCGUAUUUACUGUCAGCUAUGAAUUUCACACGUAGAAAAAGCUCUAAGACUGAUAACCCAGGAGGCUUUAUCGCAAUAAAGUUUUUAAGGAACAAUG
Molecule: messenger RNA, 1703 nt
Organism: Neopsephotus bourkii (Bourke's parrot)
Lineage: Eukaryota; Metazoa; Chordata; Aves; Psittaciformes; Psittacidae
Gene: TMPRSS3
Product: transmembrane serine protease 3
Exons: 12
Coding region: 37-1404 (455 amino acids)
Biological process (GO): proteolysis
Cellular component (GO): membrane
Molecular function (GO): protein binding; serine-type endopeptidase activity
Source: RefSeq, a predicted model, not a curated record